This is a messenger RNA of Xyrichtys novacula (pearly razorfish), 3255 nucleotides long. The record is from the annotation of a GenBank genome assembly. NCBI's taxonomy places the organism in Eukaryota, Metazoa, Chordata, Actinopteri, Labriformes, Labridae.
AUGACGCCUAAGACCCAGAGCGUCCAAUCAAAGUCUACAACAGUCGAGCGAGUGACUCUCACACACCCACAGAUGAGCCAAUCAGGUGCCGCAGAAAUCAUGAGGCGCACCAAUAGAAAAUCACAGCGCGGCACAAACUGGAGGCACACAAACAGAGAACGGUACGUGCGUCCAGACAUACACAGGGUAGAACUGUACGCGCCUGAAUGAAAGGUUUCAAAACAAAUCCACGGUUUUAAUUUUUUUUAUAACUGCCGAGGAGAAGAUAGUUACACACACUUAAAAGAAGAAGUGAUAGUGGGGGAUUUUACAGCUGCUGGAAAUUUAAAUUACCCAACAUUUUUGAAGUUGUAGCAGAAGUUUAUACUCAGGAUUAUGUUUUAAGGGCUGUUUAUAUGAAAAUCAGCCACAACACAAUCAUCUUAGCGCAGUACCAACUGCCAGAUCUUAAACUGUUAUAAUCAGACAACUUGUUAUUGAUCUCUAUACCCCAAUUUAGAUCACUGAAGCCACCAAGAAUUUCAUGAUGACAUACUACUUAAAGGGUAUUUACCAUAUCAGCUGCUGUUUUCAACCUGUAUUUGUUAACCCAUGACUGGGCAAAAUCCAUGUACAUGGGUGUGGGUGCAGUUCAGUAAACUCCCUUGCAGUAUUAACACUAGAAGGACCACAGAGCAGCCAUUUGGCUUUACCCCCUUCAAGGACCACGGGGCAGCCGAUCGGCUGGAAGGCUUUUAGCUAAUAUCCUAAAUCACCCGUGAACACUCAUUUUGUUAUGCAAACGAGGCGAUCGUUGGUGCACCACAGGAGGGGACUGGACUAAGUGGUGUAUGCAGUGGGUUGGGACCACCCUCUCAUCAUAGAACUCCAGAGACGCUGAGCGUCCGAUGGGCGGGACAAAGCCCAGCAUUUAUCCAAUGAGUGUCUAGUUUCGCUGUUGGAAGUCAGCACACAUUGAAGUCAGCAGACGCUGAGCGUCCAGCUGUGUGAAGCGCGGAGGCGCUGCGAGGAUGAAUGAGAACGAAGUUGUGCCGGUUACCUGUGAUUAUCAGCAAAUUCCACAAAUAACGACACUCACAUCAAGUUGCACAUAUUCAAACCUCACGUGACAAAGGUGGGUUGUGCGCACAGAUCACAACAUUAACUCCAAUAAUGGCAUUAAAAUCGGAACCAUCUGUGCGUAAAGGAUGCAUUGCGCUCUUUCUUUCAUAGAUUUUGGCAUAUAAAAUAAAUUUGGCUCACAAAACUGAAUAUUAUAAUAUUCCUAUGUAGGCUUAAAGUAAAAAACUCAUCUAAUCACUGAAACAAAUCAUCUGUUCAGCCGCAGCAGCAGCAACUGCAGCAGGACGGAGAGAGGACACAGAGACAUGUCAAGGUCAAGCUGCGCGAGAAAUAAGAGGAAGAGGAAGAUAGAAAUAGGGGAAUACAAAUUGAAUAUCUUGUUAACUUCAUCGUGUGUGUCUAUUUACUAAAUAUUUAAUUUAAUUUAAUGCGGUUUCAGCUGUGUUGAUUUGGUCAGGUUGUGUGUCCAAACGCGUGCCAAACGGGCUCAUCAGAUCAGAAUAUAUCCAUAGAUCUAAAUGUAUGUGCCGACUCAGAUUAUUAGUUGUUGUUGAUUAUUUAUUGCACUGAAAUGUGCCUGACACUGUGGAAACCUGCUGGUGAAGCAUUGGUGACGUAUGCCAAUACGCCUAAAAUACCACUAGACCAGCUGCGCUCCGCCUGCGCUGAAAGCUGACCAGGUUUGAAUCGGCGAGCUUUCAGCGCACUUUACACGCCGGUGGCGAGCACGAAAAUGACACUGCGCCAGCUGAUUCUGUCGACACCUCCCCCUGCCACGCCACCACGCCCAGCUUGGCGGAUCUCGGUGCACCUCAGUCCACGAAAAUACCAAACUGGCUGUACGCCGGGCUCCGCCAGACCUAUCAAAGACCACGUGGGGGACAUCAGGUCAAUCACCAGGCCUCCUAUCAAAGACCACGUGGGGGACAUCAGGUCAAUCACCAGGCCCCCUACCACAGGCAGCAGAGAAGCCAUCAGGUUUACCACCAAAACCACCGGGCUCCCUACUACCAAGAACACCAGGCACGCACUCCCCCCCGAUGGCAGGUGGAGGAGCAGGCCAAUGAUGCAGAUGCAAAAGACAUGGCUAGAGUGCAAAAACUUGAAGAUCAGGUCGCAUCUCUGAGAAAGAACCUUGACAGUGAAAGACAGAGGGCCUCUUCCUUCCUACAAGAACGGGAGGUAAGUAGGAAUAUGUUUCAGGUUCUCCUCAGAAAGGAAAGGAAGCAAGUUCGGGAUCUGUAUGCUGAGAAAUGUUCUCUGGAAGAGCAGGUGAAAAAACUGCAAGAAGAUGCAUACAAACGAGCUAUGGAAGGAUCCAAAAAUAAAGAGGAGAUCCAAGAGCUCAGUAACCUUGUAGAAUCUUUGAGCAACAAACUGGAAGCUGAGAUGCUGAGAGCUAAAACCCUUGAAAAAGAACACGAGGGAUUUAGAUCUUCAGUUCAGGAGGAAGCCAAACAGGAGAUGAAGAAGAUGGAGCAGUUGGAAGCAGAGAAACUUUCUCUGGAAGAUGAGGUUAAGAAAUUGCGAGAAAAUGUAUACAGUAGAGCUAUGGAGGGAUCCAAGAACACGGAGAAGAUCCAAGAGCUCAAUGACCUGGUAUCAUCUUUGAGCAACAAACUGGAGGCUGAGAUGCUGAAGACUGGCAACCUCCAGACACAGCUGGAUGAGGCCAAGCUUCAGCUUCUUGAGGAAAAUAACCAAGAACUGCAGCUGGAUGAUGGAAUGGAUGAAGAAAAGGACAUUCUGGAGACCACAGCAGAUGAUCUGCUAAUGGAAACGUCAGAAAAUGAAGAUCAAGAGGAGACGUUUGAAGUCAUUGGCGAGGACAUCAGAGAGCCCUCCCCUGAACUGGACAACACUUUGGUGGACAGCGAAGAAGACGGUCCACAUACGGUUCUGGAGACACGUGAGAUGACCUUACCAACACCUGAGGUCAUUGCAGAAGCAACUGAACUGGAGUCCAGUUCAGGCGAGGACAUCAGAGAGCCCUCCCCUGAACUGGACAACACUUUGGUGGACAGCGAAGAAGACGGUCCACAUACAGUUCAGGAGACACCUGAAAUGACCUUACCAACACCUGAGGUCAUCGCAGAAGCAACUGAACUGGAGUCCAUCUCACUGUGGAGGAGGUUCAAAAAGGCCAUGACUCCCAAAGAUCGCCGCAAAUACAAGAGGCAGAGGCAGGACUGA